AUGGCGGCGUUCCGGGAGCUGGGGCUGGCGCCGUGGCUGGCGGAGCAGGCGCGGCAGGUGGGGCUGAGCCGGCCCACGCCCGUGCAGGCCGCCUGCAUCCCGCCCGUGCUGCAGGGUCGCGACUGCCUGGGCUGCGCCAAGACCGGCAGCGGGAAGACAGCGGCCUUCGUGCUGCCCGUGCUGCAGGCGCUCUCCGAGGACCCCUACGGCAUCUUCUGCCUGGUGCUGACGCCCACGAGGGAGCUGGCCUACCAGAUCGCCGAGCAGUUCCGCGUCCUGGGGAAGCCCCUCGGCUUGAAGGACUGCGUCGUCGUGGGCGGCCUGGACAUGGUGGCCCAGGCACUGGAGCUCUCCCGUAAACCCCAUGUUGUCAUUGCUACACCUGGCAGGUUGGCAGAUCACCUCCGCAGUUCCAACACUUUCAGCCUUAAAAAGAUAAAGUUCUUGGUUUUGGAUGAGGCUGACCGGCUACUGGAGCAGGAAUGUACUGACUUCACUGAGGACCUGGAGGUGAUUCUAGCAGCUGUUCCAGCACGCAGACAAACAUUGCUUUUCAGUGCCACACUAACUGAUACACUGAAUGAGCUGAAGAGUCUUGCCACAAACGAGCCUUUCUUCUGGGAGGCUUUGUCAGACGUGCGGACAGUGGAUGAGUUGGACCAGCGCUACUUGCUUGUGCCAGAGACAGUCAAGGACGCAUACCUUGUCCAUUUAAUCCAGACCUUUCAGGAUGAGCAUGAAGACUGGUCUAUUAUUGUCUUUACCAAAACCUGCAAGGACUGCCAAGUCUUGAACAUGAUGCUUAGGAAGUUCAACUUCCCUUCGGUAGCUCUGCAUUCCAUGAUGAAACAGCGGCAGCGGUUUGCGGCUUUAGCAAAGUUCAAAUCCAGCAUCUUUAGGAUUCUCAUUGCCACUGAUGUUGCUGCCAGAGGCUUAGACAUUCCUGCAGUACAAGUUGUCAUCAACCACAAUACUCCAGGCUUGCCAAAAAUCUACAUUCACCGGGUCGGCCGGACAGCCCGUGCGGGUCGGCACGGAAUAGCUAUUACAAUGGUGACGCAGUACGACAUCCAUCUGGUACAUGCUAUUGAGGAUGAAAUCAAGCUGAAGCUGCAGGAGUUCUCUGUGGAGGAGCGCUUUGUGCUUGACAUCCUCACCCAGGUGUACAUCACCAGGAGGGAGUGUGAAAUAAAACUGGAGGGGAUGGAUUUUGAUGAAAAGAAAGAAAUAAAUAAGCGGAAACAAAUGAUCCUUGAAGGGAAGGAUCCAGAUCUGGAGGCAAAAAGGAAGGCAGAACUUGCCAAGAUCAAGAAGAAGAACAAGCAAUUCCGUGAGAAGAUCCAGCAAACAUUGGAGGAGAAAAAGCAACUGCAACUGAAGAAGAAACUACAGAAGAGGAUAGAGCGUCAGAACAGACUGUGUACUAAGGAAGAGAAAUAAUCUGCUUUGGCCUCCUCACAGGGAGCUUGGGAGCCCUGCGGGUUGGCUCUGACCACCCUGACAUUGCCCCUGCUCUGGGGAUACUGGGACCUAAUGGGUUUUAAUUCUGACGAAUCAGUGUUGGAGAGUACGGGUGAGGGAGGAUGAGACCUCCUGAAAAACCAUCUCCAUUACUUUUCCUUCCUGCACAAAGCUGGUUGCUUGAGCCCAUCCUGAAAGGCUGGAUCUGUCUCCUGGAAGAAUGUCCUUCAAAAGCACAUUCCUUCCCCAAGCAAAGGAGAGCCAGACUCAGAUUGUUGUUGAGGCAAAGGGAAAUAAGGAUUCUCUCUUUUCAUUCAGUCGUUGCUCUUUCCCUUUCAAAGGAUGGUGCUUUCCACUCUUGUUUAUAUCAACAGAUUCUCCCCUGAGCCAGAGUCUAAAAGCACUGUGACAAGAUGAGCUCAACCCCUUGGCCUGACAGAGUCCAGGGUCUUCUGAGAGGAAAUUUCCUGGAACUCACAGGGAGGUUGGACCUGGGGGCCUUCUUGUGAUAAUGCUGCUUUAUGCAUUUGUGUGGCACCCUUGCCUCUGAUUUUCUGUCUCAAUUUGGACUCCAGCACUGCUGAUCAGCGUGGGUAGCAGAGUCAUGGCUUCCUUCAGGGCCCCAUGGGCAUCCUUGUGGGCUGCUGGGGACUUUAGAUCUGAUCCUGCUUUCCCAAGUGAUCAGUCAGUUCAAAGACCCCUUCUGGUGCAGAAAGUGAAAAGCCCGUGAGGGGCUCCCUUGUUUUUGUACCAUCCAAGAGUAACCAGAAUGGUUUCUGUUUGAGUCUGCUCUGUAUGCUUCUGGGCCUCCCGGCACAGAUUUGCAUCAUGUAUAUUUGGAACAGGAGGCUGGCCAGAGUGUGUUGAGCUCUUCUGAGAAUCAUUUAGCAUAAAAGUACUUCCCCACAGAGCCUCGAAUCCCAGAGCAGGCUCAGGCCACAUGUUUUGGCCAGCUCUGUUCUGAUGUCAAGUCUUGUCAUGAGCGCCUUAAUGUUUGAGGAACUGUUAUUUCUGUUCUCUGGUUUACAAGAAUAGUUUCUCUGGUCGGGCCCCAAAUAAAUACUUACUGCAACAGGUGA
This is a messenger RNA of Rhea pennata, 2540 nucleotides long. It is a transcript of the gene DDX49, whose product is annotated as DEAD-box helicase 49. NCBI's taxonomy places the organism in Eukaryota, Metazoa, Chordata, Aves, Rheiformes, Rheidae. Gene Ontology annotation, molecular function: nucleic acid binding; RNA helicase activity; ATP binding. The record is from RefSeq and is a predicted model, not a curated record. Bases 1 to 1440 code for a protein of 479 amino acids. The transcript is spliced from 13 exons.